AUUUCUAAAAAAAAAAAAAAAGAAUGAGAACAAGUUUGAAAGGCGAAAUGUGAUACUGCCCGAAGGCCGAAACCCUAAUUUCCAAUACCUCUGAAUCAACCUAAAUCCCCAAAUUUUCAAAUUCUUUCAGUCUAGUCUCUAUGACCGAUGAUGAUAAUGAUGGCGUUAGUUCGAUCCUAUAAGCAAUCAAACUCCAUUUGUAGGGCUUUGUUAUACUCAACAGAAACAAACAUACAACAAAACUUUAAGAGAAAUGAUGACAAUCUGUACAGGAGAAUUUCACCCGUCGGGGAUCCAAACGUUUCUGUGAUACCGAUACUCGAUCAGUGGGAGAAAGAAGGUAAAACCGUCAUAUACACUCAGCUUUUCCUCAUUAUCAAAACCCUCCGCAAGUUUAAUCGCUUCACCCACGCCCUCCAGUUGUCAGAAUGGAUGGCUAAUAGAAAAGGAAGCAAACUAACAGCGCCAAGUGCUGCAAUUCAUCUGGAUUUGUUGUCAAAAGCUCAAGGGGUAGAACAAGCAGAGCAAUAUUUCAACAGCCUUCCAGAAGAUGUCAAGAAGCUCCAAGUUUACAGUGCUCUUUUGAAUUGUUAUGCAGCCACAAAAUCAGUAGAAAAAGCCGAAGCUACUGCAGAGAAAAUGAAGCAAUCGGGUAUGAUGACAACGCUUUCUUACAACUCCAUGCUUAAUUUAUAUAAGAAAAUCGGCGAUUACGAAAAGCUUGACAAAAUCCAUCAAGAAAUGUUGAAAAUGGGUGUUUCUUGUGAUAAACCAACUUACUACAUUCGGUUAAGUGCAUACGCUCUUACUUCCGAUAUUGAAAAAAUGGAAAAAGUUCUUAAAAAUAUGGAAAGCAAUUCUAACCUUGGAAUUGAUUGGAAUGCUUAUGUUAUUGCAUCUGGUGGGUAUAUUAAAUCUGGGUUGCCGGAUAAAGCUUUUGAAACGCUGAAAAAAUCAGAGGAAUGUAUACAUGGAAACUCGAAAGGGGCAGCUUGGGAAAAUCUCAUUAGUACCUAUGCUUCUAUUGGUAAAAAAGACGAUGUUUACCGUAUAUGGAAUUUGUAUAAAACCUCAUGGAGUAAAGUAUACAAUCGUGGUUAUACUUCUAUCGUCAGGGCAUUAGUGAGAUUAGACGACAUUGACGGGGCAGAGAAAGUAUUGGCUGAAUGGGAAUCUCAAAAGUUAUCGUUUGACUUUAGGAUUCCUAAUAUGUUGAUUAAAGCUUAUUGCACCAAGGGUCUUUUGGUCAAAGCCGAAGCAUAUGUUGACCGACUUGUAGGUAUGGGGAAACAACCACCAGCAAGCACGUGGGUUUUGUUUGUGACUGCGUAUACGAAAGACAAGGAGAUGGAGAAAGCAGUGGAAAUGUUGAAGAAGUGUGUUGCUGCUGAAGAUAUGCACGGCUGCAAAUUGGAUCAAGAUGUUUUCACGGCAUGUGUCGAAUAUUUAAAAGAAAAUGGUGAUUUGAAGAUGGUAGAAGAGAUUGAGAAAGUUUUCAAGGAUAAGAUUCGUGUUCCACUGGUAUCUUUUGCAGAAUCUAAUGAUGAUGAAGUCGAAGAGUCAGAGUCAUCGCUGAUGAAAUGAUAACAGCUUCUGAAUUUUAGAUUUGUUAGUUGUUUAAUAAGGCCUUAUUUGUCAAUGCUUUUGUUUCUCCUGUUGUGGGGGCUGCUUUUGGAUAUACUCCCCACUAUGGUGGCUUUAACGAGGGGGAACAUACUAUGGAUUCGAUUUGAUGCAGAUUUUGCUCAAUUAGUUUGGGAUUUUGUGGCCCAAUGAAGUAGAUGUUCGAGGUUUAUUGUCUUUGCUAUUAAGGAUCUGUUUGAGGUUCACAAACACGCUAGGGGGUCUCGCAUCUGGAAGAAGGUAGUCUACUCUAUUGUACAAAUCUCAGUUUGGUGUAUUUGGAAGUGCGUAAACGAUAUGAUCUUCAACCGGGAAGAAGCAAAUUUAGUUGGCGUGAAAGAACAAGUUAAGCAUCUUGGUUUUAUUUGAGUAAGAAGCCGUGCUAAAUCACAAGCGGUCACGUGAGGGCAAUGGUGUAAUUUUAACUUAUCUUGUAUGGGUCAAGUUUUAGUGAUGUAUCCUUGUACUUUGGUGU
Molecule: messenger RNA, 2098 nt
Organism: Helianthus annuus (common sunflower)
Lineage: Eukaryota; Viridiplantae; Streptophyta; Magnoliopsida; Asterales; Asteraceae
Product: pentatricopeptide repeat-containing protein At2g20710, mitochondrial-like
Exons: 2
Coding region: 148-1584 (478 amino acids)
Cellular component (GO): mitochondrion
Molecular function (GO): protein binding
Source: RefSeq, a predicted model, not a curated record